Molecule: messenger RNA, 4559 nt
Organism: Bombina bombina (fire-bellied toad)
Lineage: Eukaryota; Metazoa; Chordata; Amphibia; Anura; Bombinatoridae
Product: somatostatin receptor type 5
Exons: 2
Coding region: 779-1888 (369 amino acids)
Biological process (GO): regulation of insulin secretion; cellular response to glucocorticoid stimulus; neuropeptide signaling pathway
Cellular component (GO): neuron projection; membrane
Molecular function (GO): somatostatin receptor activity; neuropeptide binding
Source: RefSeq, a predicted model, not a curated record
UCCCAUCCACCUGUGUCUGCCAAGUUUCAGCAUCUCCAUCCAGGAUCUGAAUAAGACUCACAGCUCAGUCAAUCAAUGCUGUGUGUGCAUCAAACCUGCUGAGGAAGUGUUAAGGCUGUGUGUAAGCGGCUCCAGUCCUGUCCUGCAGCAGGAGAAAAACAGAUUUGCUUUUCAAUCACACACAGAGAUAUAAGUAUACAUUAGCAGCAACAACUAAUCACAGCCCUAAAGCAACAUUACCUACUGUGCAUAUAGCUCUGAGGCUGUAGAAGCUCUGUGCUCAGCCAGCAGUGAUGCACUUCUGUUGCAGAUGAGAAGCUGGAAUAGCAUUGCUUGGCAAGCACCCCAUAUCUUAUCUACUUUUAUCUACAGUGAUAGGAAGAAGGGGAUCUUGUGGGAUUGAUUUUUCUUCUUAUUUAAGUUCCUGUCCAGAUACAAUUUGUCAGUGAAGUCUGCAUGCAGGUUCUAGUCAAGAGAUAUACAGCACUAACCUCAAAGAUGGGCAUAGUAUAUUUAGCAACAUAAAAGGGCUCAGUGUGCAGGAAGAGGGGAAUUGCAGAAGUAUCUGACAGGUGGGCUGCUACAACUACAGAAGGAACAAUUCUACUGGUAUUUUACAGAGAUUGUGGCAGUGCAAACUUACUGGGGCACUCUCCAAAUGCCAAGUUUCACCAGAAAUGGGAACACAUGAAUUUCAAGAGCUGCAAAUACAGUGCCAGAUAUGUUCCUGAAUACGAUGUUCUUGCUGUCUUAAAGAAGCUUUUCUUACAGUUUCAAAAUGGAUACUAUCUCCUUCCCACUCGCUACAUUAUUGGAAUUGGAGGCUAGAUUUCUCAACCUCACGUUGUUUAAAAACUUUACAGGAAAUGAGACCAUGGUCGAGACUUCUAUAUCGGGAAUGAGCAGCGUCCUGAUUACUUUUAUCUACCUGCUGGUAUGCGCCAUUGGACUCAGUGGUAACACCUUGGUAAUCUACGUAGUACUUCGUUAUGCAAAGAUGAAGACGGUGACCAACAUUUAUAUUCUGAAUUUGGCUGUUGCUGAUGUUCUUUUUAUGCUGGGUUUGCCUUUCAUUGCCACCCAAAAUGCUAUAUCUUAUUGGCCAUUUGGUAGUUUUCUCUGCAGACUGGUGAUGACAGUGGAUGGUAUCAACCAAUUCACCAGCAUUUUCUGUCUCACCGUAAUGAGUAUUGAUCGUUAUUUGGCUGUGGUUCACCCAAUCAAGUCAACCAAGUGGAGGAGACCAAGGGUUGCAAAACUUAUCAGUGCCACCGUUUGGACUGUUUCAUUUCUGGUUGUACUUCCAGUUAUUAUUUUUUCAGAUGUUCAGAAAGAUCUACAUACCUGCAACAUCAAUUGGCCAGACCCAAUAAAUAUUUGGUCUGCAGCAUUCAUUAUCUACACUUCCGUAUUGGGUUUCUUUGGACCUCUUCUUGUGAUUGUCCUCUGCUACCUUUUAAUUGUCAUCAAAGUGAAGUCAUCUGGUCUUCGAGUUGGCUCCACCAGACGAAGACGAUCAGAAAGAAAGGUUACAAGAAUGGUUGUGAUUAUAGUGGCUGUGUUUGUGUUUUGUUGGCUGCCAUUUUAUAUUACUAACAUUGUAAACUUAGCCUUCAUAUUGCCUGAAGAACCAGCAUUUGCUGGUUUUUAUUUCUUUGUGGUUAUCCUUUCUUAUGCCAACAGUUGUGCCAACCCUAUCCUGUAUGGGUUCCUCUCUGACAAUUUCAAGCAGAGUUUCCAGAAAGUUUUGUGCCUUCGCAAGAGUAAUGGCAUUAAAGAUGCCGAUUUGACAGAGAAUAGGCAAGAGAAGAGCAGCCGUGUUCAAGAAACCAUGUUAGCUACAAGGAAUUCGGACUUUAAUGGACACAUGCAAACAAGCAAGGUUUGAGAUAUUACCCUCUCACUUCAGAGAGAAAUAAAUGGAGAGCACUCAAGGGAAAUACAUGUCUAUCAUAAAAAUAUAAAUGAGGAUUUUUGUAUGCUGAAGGAAAUAUGGAUACAAUCUAUUUACAGAUGAAAGUGUUUAUAUAUAUUAUUUGUAUAUUAUUCCAAGAAACACUGACAACUGAAUGUACAUAUAUAUCACAUAUGGGCUCAUAUUUCAAUCUGCAGUUGCUCAAUGCUCAUUAACAUCCUAUGUGGCUAUCUAUGCAUUUUUAUUAAUACUUAGUGAACAAUAUUUUAAAUGACAGUUUUGUGUAGUUCCCUGUGUUUACAGUUAAAGUUCUGAAAUAUUUCAUUCAUUGUCAGGUACAAAAUUCUGUGAAAUCCAAUUCAAUAAUUUGACAUUCUUACAUAUUUCAAAACUAAAAUGUGAUGCAUAAAAUAUUUUUCAUGCCAGGUUCCACAAUUGUGUAAAACGCUAAUGUGUUGAAUGGCUAUAAAACUUACACAUUUGGAUGUUUUAAAUGUUACAAAAAAAACUGAAAAUGAGUUGAACUUUUGCAGCACACAACAUAGCUCCAGUCUACUUCAGUUUAAUUAAGUUGUUUUCUAGCCAAUCAGAAAGCAGAUAUACAAUUUCAAUGGAAUGGAGAACACAAGCUCACGGAGUGAGGCUGGAGGAGGGGUUGAAUAAUAAUUGCAGAGAGGUGCUUGUACUUUGGAUAGUUAAAAACAGUUAUUUUUAUGGUUUUAUGUGAUAUUUAAAAUUAGCUCAUUUUAAAAUAUGUUAUUAAACAUUUAGGAUGUAAAGCAUAUCAGCUGGAUGAGCAUCAUGGGAAAUGUAGUUCCAAAACCUCUGGAGAGCCAAGUUUGAAGAUGUCUGACGCAAAGGGACACUGUACUGUAAUAUUAAUUUCUACUUAAUGUGAUUCCAAUGACUUAGGUAUAUUAAAAUGUUUACAAAUAGCUUUUACCUUUUUUUGGUCUUUUAAAAUAGCUGCUUUUGCCUUCUGAAACCACCACUUACCUGUAUAUGGAAAAAUACACCUACUGCAGUAUUCUCUAUAAAAAAAAAGCUAUGUAAACAAGUGAGUUUUGGGGGAAAGAGAUAGUUCAACUUUAAAGAAUGUUUCUGCAACAGCUUGGAAACCUUAUUAGCUGUUUGCCUGAGUUCAUUGUCCCUUUAAACAUAUUUAAUACAAAAAUGAUAGAAAAUGUUUGUGUGCAAUGUCCCUUUAAUGAAGGAAACUAAAAAAAAGUUAUUAUUAUUAUUAUUCUUUAUUUUUAAAGCACCAACAGAUUCUGCAGCGCUGUCCAUGGGUAACAAAGGUAAAAGGACAGUACAAUAUGAGACACCAGACAAAAUUUAACAAACAAAUACAGGGGGAAUUGGGAGCCCUGUUCAUUAGUUAUACAUUUAUUAUUUAUUUUCUCUGCUUUUGCAGUAAAAAAAAGAUGUGUCUGAGGAAGAAAAAGAAUAAAAUGUAGCCUUUAUUAUUGAUAAUGAAAUGUAGGCUUGUUCAUUUGUUUUGUUAUGAAUGUGAAUUCAUUAUGAAAGCAGGAUAUUUAUUUUGUUUUCAUGAAACAAAUAUCCAAAAGAAUGCACCGCACCGAUUAAAUUGAAAGAAAAUAAAGAAAUACUGAUUAAAUUAAUCAGUAUUCAUAUAUUUUCUUUUAAAUUACCUUUAGGGGUUUAUUACUUGCCUCUAGCACGCUGGAGUGCCGCGCUAAUCCCAACACUUCUGCACAGCGCCCCAGGCUGUGAUAAAAGGUUUUUUUUGGGUGGCGGAUCCCAGAGUCUGUGUUGAAAGGGAAGGUCCUUUAGCACAUACCCUGGGAUCUGCCUUGCUAAGCCUGCUAUUAGAGUGCCCUGGGGCUCUAUGAUAAGGGCCAGAAUUAGCGCAGCUCUCCAGCUCGCUAGAGGUAAGUAAAAGGCUACAGGUGAACUUUUUCACCUGUAGCAAAGCAAGAAUUUUAUUAAACAAAUGUAAAAGUUCCACAAAUAUCCAGUAUGCAUACCGUUUAAAACUAAACUCGGCUAGAAGUAAUCGUUUUGCUUGCGUCUGGAUAAGCUGAAAGUAAAAUGUUUUUGCUCGUAUUGUAACCCAAUGCACGUAAAAAGCUGAACAUCGCUAGGGAGACCAUAUUGCUAGGGUGACCAUAUUGCCGCUUUAAAAAAGGACACAUAUGAAAAAUACAUAUGUCAGCGCUGUUUAAAGAAAUGUUUUGUAUAAGAACCCUGACAUGUGUAUUUUUCAUAUGUGUACCUUUUUAAAGCGGCAAUAUGGUCAGCCUAAGUAUCGCGCGUGUCAUAACGUAUUCCCCCGUAGAAGUCAAGGGAGAAAAAAAAAGUGUAAAAAAAAACCCCCCUAACACCACACUCAUGCACAAACCCGAUCACACAAUCUCAAGUGUGCUAAUUUGACAUGAAAAUAUGAAUAUUUCACAUUCCAAUGUUCUUCAUAUAGAAGAAUAUGUUCUAUUUCUUCCUAAAUAAUUAUUUCUGCACAUAUAUGAUGUUUUUCCCCCACAAAUAUAUAUAUAUAUGAUUAAAUAUAAGUAUUGAUAUAUACAGAUAUAUAUAGGAAUAUCUAUUUAUAAAUAGUUAGAACAUAUUCCAUUUAUUAAAUAUGAAUAUUGCGUAAAUAUGCUUUUACAGGUUUUCAGCUACUUAA